Caretta caretta (loggerhead turtle) is the source of this 10657-nucleotide messenger RNA. RefSeq names its product synaptotagmin 7 (gene SYT7). Gene Ontology annotation, molecular function: phosphatidylserine binding; calcium-dependent phospholipid binding; clathrin binding. The record is from RefSeq and is a predicted model, not a curated record. NCBI's taxonomy places the organism in Eukaryota, Metazoa, Chordata, Testudines, Cheloniidae. Gene Ontology annotation, cellular component: synaptic vesicle; synapse; plasma membrane. Gene Ontology annotation, biological process: vesicle fusion; calcium ion-regulated exocytosis of neurotransmitter.
GGGGUGUGGGGAGCGCGCCGGAGCCUGGCAUGCCCCAGUGUGGACGUGAGUCACUCCGCGGAGCCCCUCGCAGCAGCAGCAGCCGCCGCCGCCCGCCAGGCUCCCCCCACAUGCCGGCUCCCCGCCGCUCCGGGGCUCAGUUGCCCGCCGCGCUUGCCCGGCUCCCCGCCGCCUGCGGCUGAUGCUCGCUGCUCCCCAGCUGCUCCGAGCCUGCCCGUGUGGACCGUACAAAGCCCGCAGCCCGCGCCGCUGUCCGGGGGCUGCCUUGCCUGGGAGGAGCCCACGGCUACCAGGAAGGGACCAUGUACGUAGACCCGGAGGCUGCCGGCAAAGGAGUGCCCUCCCGCGAUGUCCUCCUGGUCUCAGCCAUCAUCACCGUCAGCCUGAGCGUCACCAUCGUCCUGUGCGGGAUCUGCCAGUGGUGCCAGCACAAACUGGGUAAACGUUAUAAAAAUUCCUUGGAGACGGUGGGGACCCCGGAUUCCAGCCGAGGGCGCAGCGAAAAGAAAACCAUCAAUGAUCUAGACAGAGACUUUUGGAAUAACAAUGACAACACAGUGCAGCAGAAAUGGAGCUCCUACCCUCCCAAGGAGUUUAUACUAAACAUUUCACCUUACGCCCCAUACGGUGAUCCACGACUUUCCCUCAAUGGCUCUCUGCUAUCGGGCGCUAAGUUGGCCGCCUCUUCCGCUCCGGGGUUGGCGGGGGAGCGAGAAGGACGCCCGGGGGAGAAGCAGCAGCUCCGCGAGGACGGCAUGAAGAGCAGCCUGUCUGCCCACAGCGAGCCCAGCAAUGGGAAGGCGGGGAGAGGCCGAUGGCACACGGUGCAGAGCCACCUAGCAGCAGGGAAGCUCAGCCUAUCCAAUUUCGAGGACUCCACCAUGUCCACAGCCACUACCCUUGAGUAUAUCCCCACCUCAGCAGGAGACCCGAAAUGCCAGCGCCCACGCACACUGAUGCGCCAGCAGAGCCUCCAGCAGCCGCUGAGCCAGCACCAGAAAAGCAACCACAGCCAGCCCACCACCAGCCAGAGCCUGGGGCACCUACAGUCUCACACCAGCUCCUCUUCCAGUGGCAGCAACCCCCGGGGCUACCGGAGCGGCCAGUCGCGGCAAGGAGUCUCGGCUGGCUCCAAGCACCGGACAGCUGGCGGCCGGAGCCGCUCCAACCCUGGGAGCUGGGACCACGUGGUGGGGCAGAUUCGCAACCGAGGCUUGGAUGUGAAGUCCUUCCUGGAAGGCCGGAUGGUGGUGUUAUCCCUGGUUCUGGGACUUUCGGAGCAGGACGACUUUGCCAAUAUACCUGAUCUGCAAACCGCUGGGAACCAGCAGGCGCAGAACUCUCAGGGGGACAAGAGGUUGCCAUCUGGAGGCAAGAUGGUGAACACAGCCCCUAUGCCCGGGCAGACCCAGCAUGACGAGUCUGACCGCAAAACGGAGCCUCGCUCGUCCGUCUCGGACCUGGUGAACUCCCUGACCAGUGAGAUGCUAAUGCUCUCCCCAGGCUCUGAGGAUGACGAGGGACACGACAGCUCCAGCAGGGAGAACCUAGGCCGAAUCCAAUUCAGCGUCGGCUACAACUUCCAGGAAUCCACCCUGACUGUCAAGAUCAUGAAGGCUCAGGAGCUGCCGGCCAAGGACUUCAGCGGCACCAGUGACCCUUUUGUCAAGAUCUACCUGCUGCCUGAUAAAAAGAACAAGCUGGAGACCAAAGUGAAGAGGAAGAACUUGAACCCGCACUGGAAUGAGACCUUCCUCUUUGAAGGUUUCCCAUAUGAGAAGGUGGUGCAGCGGGUGCUGUAUCUCCAGGUUCUGGACUAUGACCGCUUCAGUCGCAAUGACCCCAUCGGAGAGGUGUCCAUUCCACUCAACAAGUUGGACCUGACCCAGAUGCAGACAUUCUGGAAGGAGCUGAAACCCUGCAGCGAUGGGAGCGGAAGUCGGGGAGAACUCCUCCUGUCCCUUUGCUACAACCCUUCCGGUAACUCCAUCAUUGUGAAUAUCAUCAAAGCACGGAAUCUGAAAGCCAUGGACAUCGGGGGGACUUCAGACCCCUACGUCAAGGUGUGGCUGAUGUACAAGGACAAGAGGGUGGAGAAGAAGAAGACGGUGGUAAUGAAGCGGUGCCUGAACCCAGUCUUCAAUGAGUCCUUCAUCUUCGACAUCCCCACCGAGAAGCUGCGAGAGACGACCAUCAUCAUCACCGUCAUGGACAAGGACAGGCUGAGCCGCAACGAUGUCAUUGGCAAGAUUUACCUGUCCUGGAAGAGUGGCCCCGGCGAGGUGAAGCACUGGAAGGAUAUGAUCUCCCAUCCCCGGCAGGCCGUGGCACAGUGGCACCAGCUGAAGGCCUGAGCGGCAGCGGCUGAGAAUUCUUUCUGGCUUUCACCGCUCGGAGUCGACGUUUCUUGGCCAUACUCUCACUACUUUAUGCACAACGGAGGCACCUGGGGAUCCCCCUAGGGGAUGAGCUCGGGGCUGACAAGGAGCUGAGGGUGUGAAGUUGGCGACGUUUCCAAACUCUGGGAAGCAGCGUUGGCCGCCCGCUGUGUCCACGGAGCGCCCGGCACCAAUGGGAGCAUCUUUAGUGCCCGACUUCCUGCUUUAACCUUUCCUUCUGACUCGUUACGCCGAGAGAGAGACGCCAGCCCUCUAGGUGGGAAGAAGCCUCGGCGCUGGUUUGUUUUGGCCCUGGGGGGAGGGGAAGUGGUGUUGGCGCGACUGGCUCUGUGAGGUGGUGAGAGGAGGAGACGCCUCCGCCACACGAGACUUCCUACGAGUUCUUCCAGCCCAAGGCCCGUUGGGAGCGGUCCCCCGAGGAUGCCAGCUUCUCCUAGGGGGCGCGUGGGCCUAGGAGGGGGGCUGGCAAGGGGGACGCGCCUUUCGUCUCCUUGAGGUCAUUUAUUUUUAAUUCAAUAAAACUUGUAAGAGUAAUAAGAAUAAUAUAAGUAAUAGCGGCUAGAAUCCCAUCCUGGCCAGGGCUGGGGGAAGCCGCGUCACUCCAACAGCCUCCUGUGCGUUUGCUGUGUGUGUGUAUAAGCGUGUUGUAAGUGUCACAUGUUUGCGUGCGGGCUGCUCACGUCUCUCUCGCUCUCUGCCCUGCCUGGGAAGCAACCCCUGAUCCCACAGGACGGUGGUGGUUCCAGUGUGGGAGGUGGGGUUUUUUAAUUGGCUGGUGCGUGGCGUUUGAAGGAACUGAUGCCACAGGGGGAGUGGGGCCAGUCUCUGCUGCCAGUUGAUGCUUGAUAGGGAGGGAGGCGGAAGGAGCCGGCCACCAGACAGGGUCUCCCCUCGUGACCACUCUGUUGCAUACGGGAUUGGAAGCCAUAACAGAUGGAUCGGUAGCCAAACUGGGCUCGGCUUUAGGGCUAAUGAGAGCUUGACUGUAGACACCUCCCUCUGGCUGCUGAGGGCCUCAUCCUGCUCAAACUGAGAGAAUGUCCCAGCUCCCAAACACUGCCACGCUCCUAGGCAUAUGGACCCCGAAACAGCCCACCCCUCCAGCACUCAUCCCCCAACAAGACCCCAGACACCCUCACCACAAACAGCCCACUUCUCCAGCACCCAUCCCCCAACCCAACCCCAGACACCCCACACCCUCACCGUACACAGCCCACCCCUCCAGCACCCAUCCCAACCCUAAACACCCUCACCAUGCACAGCCCACCCCUCCAGCACCCAUCCCAACCCUAAACACCCUCACCAUGCACAGCCCACCCCUCCAGCACCCAUCCCAACCCUAAACACCCUCACCAUGCACAGCCCACCCCUCCAGCACCCAUCCCCCAACCCGACUCCAGACGCCCCACACCCUCACCAUACACUGCCCACCCCUCCGGCACCCAUCCCCCAACCCGACCCCAGACACCCCACACCCUCACCAUGCACAGUCCACCCCUCCAGCACCCAUCCCCCAACCCAACUCCAGAUGCCCCACACCCUCACCAUACACUGCCCACCCCUCCGGCACCCAUCCCCCAACCCGACCCCAGACACCCCACACCCUCAUCAUGCACAGCCCACCCCUCCAGCACCCAUCCCCCAACCCGACUCCAGACGCCCCACACCCUCACCAUACACUGCCCACCCCUCCAGCACCCAUCCCCCAACCCGACCCCAGACACCCCACACCCUCACCAUGCACAGCCCACCCCUCCAGCACCCAUCCCAACCCUAAACACCCUCACUAUGCACAGCCCACCCCUCCAGCACCCAUCCCCCAACCCGACCCCAGACGCCCCACACCCUCACCAUGCACAGCCCACCUCUUCAGCACCCAUCCCCCAACCCGACUCCAGACGCUCCACACCCCCACCAUACACAGCCCACCUCUCCAGCACCCAUCCCCCAACCUGACCCCAGACGCCCCACACCCUCACCAUACGCUGCCCACCCCUCCAGCACCCAAUCUGCCCUAGGCCUCAGAGGUGCUGUCUGUGAAGGUUUCCCACUUGCUAUCUGUCUCCCCCUAGCUGUGGGAUUGGAUAUGGCCCCUCCUCCUCAAUCCAAAUGUGAUGCCACCCCAUGAUGGGGUCUCCUGCAUGGGCUGCGGUAGCAGGCGGCCAUUUCCUGGUGGCCCAUUUGAGCCCAUACCAAGCGCCCCACUGGGCCACGUCCGCCGGAGCAGCUGACUGGGCACCUUGGGUGCUCUGUUCCCCACCCCCCACCGUUCUGGGCAUUGCUGCUCAUUUCCUGGCAGUACGACACUGGGGCAAAGGGGCUGCACCUCGCCUACGAACGGGCACAAAAGAACUAAUGUCACCCAGACGCCCCUGCUAGGUGUUGAAGAACGCCAGAGCGCUGGGGCAUGGGAACGCUGUGGACACAUCCCACCCCCACAUGCCCAUCGCCCACCAUUCCCCACAAGCAGGGGGCCAGACUGGCCUAGCUGUGAGCGCGCCAGGCCUGCUGCUACACCACUGCCUACACCGCCCCCUGCUGGGAGCGGCUGGCACCAGCCUAGCCAGGAGCAGCCCAUGGCCCGCACUCCCCGCAUGACCCUGCCUGCUGCCCAGCACGUCACGCAGCCCCAGGGCUCCGAGCUGCCCCGGCCCUUCCUCUGCCCCUUUGAAGGGCCUGUUACUCUCCAUUCCCGCCAGGGCUGAGCCGGGGGGGGGGGGGUUGUGGUGAAUUAAGCAUCGGCCUCGCUAGACCCUGCUAGAGAGCUAGCUGGAAACUGCCCGUCUGCUUUGGCGCCCAAGCCAUGGGCCCGGCAAGAGCGCCCGCACAGCUGCAGAGCCUCCACCGGGUGGCACUGUAGGGCCAUAGGCAGAGCAGCACCGGGGCUCUGGCUCCGGCUGAUCGCCCUUGGAGUCACUGCCCAGGUUGCUGGCCAGGGAGCCCCGCAGAGACUAGGCGCUUCCAGAGUUGCCCUCCCGGCCCCCCAUCUGCGCAUGGGGCUGGUCCCUGAUUCCCCCGCUGGCAGAAACACAGCGCUCAGGCCCUGAACUAGACUCUAGGCAGGCGGCUGGUACAUGCCAGCCAGCUCUCCCCAAUCCCUGGGCCAGUACAGCUGCCCCCUUGCUAUGCAUGGCCCUCUGGGACCCUCUUUCCAGGGCACCAUGGCUGCUCCCCUGCUGAGGCCUGGGCUCCUCACCAUUGUUCCCCAGCCCCAUGUCGCUGGUUCCCCCCCCCCCAGCCACUCCUCUUACUGGGGCGCCAUAAAAUGGUUCACCUUUGCCACACAGCCCCCCCCCUCGCAAAAAAAGUGUGUCCCCCCUCCAAGCCGGGCUCCUGUCACAAGUUCACUGUUCCCAGCCCACCCACACACCCCCCGUCACACACAGGGCUGCAGUGCCAAAAGCUGGCUGCUUGAAGGGACUCUGCCCCCCCCAACACACACACACACACCUUGCUCUGCCCACCGUGGGUGUGUUGAGUGCUGAGGCAGCUGGCUAGAUGGUGGAAUAGGUGCUGAGGCCAUUGGGUGGGAGGAUGGCUGCUCGGUAGGGCGAGUGGGGUAGUUGCAAGGGUGCUGUGGAUGAUAGAUGGGAGGGUGAAGGUCCUUGGGGUGGGUGCCAAGACUGAUAGAUGGGGGGAAGGGUUAAGGGGUCCAGACCUGAUUGAGGGAGAGGGUGUCAGGGCUGGGUACUGGGACUGAUUGGUGCACGUGUGCCUGGGGUGGCUGCAGGGGCAGCUGGGUGGAUGGCUGAGUUAGGUACUGAGACCACUGGGUAGGCUGGUGCCUGGGGUGGUGACUGGGUAGGUGAAUGGCAUGAUAGGGUGAGUGCUGGGGUGUCUCGGUGCUAAGUGGAUGGUUAGGUAUCGGGUCGGGUACUAGGACGUGUAGGUGGGGGAAUGCGAGGGGGGAUACUAGGGUGAAACCAGGUAGAGGGUGUGCUCCCCUAGACCAUGGGAGCUCUGCAUUUAGUGAUGUCUAGGCUGCCUUGCUGCACUCAUGCCCGGCUGGGUGGUGGAGUCACAUGGCACGUUGCCCUGGGUGAUGACAACAUCUAUUCAGUUUCCCUUGUGAUGUUCUGGAACCCUCAGAGCUGGGGUGGGGGGCAGGGAACACUGUGUCCAUUGUUGGGUGAGAUCAUUAACGCCUACUGACGAGGCCAGCUGCCUCUCAUUAGCGGUCCUCACUAGGUCCAUGCACACGCCGUCCUCGCUUGACGCUGUCAGUCUCACUGGCCUUGCUCUAAUCUACCCUUUUUUAGAUGAGAUCACUGAAGAGACUGUGGGAGGACACCUUGGGUGUCAUGUAGAGUCCAUAGGUUGCCUUGAUUCCUUUCCAUUUGUGGCAUGGAGGCUGCACUAGUCUUGCUGCCUGAUGAGUUCCUAGUGAUGGACAAAGUUCAGGUAUCACCAUGUUCCUUGUAGAUCUGCCAGCAGCCUUUGGAGCUGAGGACCUUGAGGGUUGGUUGACUCUAUUGAAGAUCGUAGCUAGGGCUGAUGAGAUGGCUCUGGCGUAGGUCUGCUCAGGGCAGGUGAUGCUGGGCAAUUGCUUUAUUGACGGAAGGACAUGUUCAUGUGUGGUACGCUGCAAUUCCAUUAGGUCCUGUUCAGUUUGUGCAUGAGGCCACCAGGGGCAGAGGAGACUGAGACAUUACAGGCCACAGCAAUGUCCUUGUUAUGUCAGUGGCAGGUCGCGCGCCAUCUCCAUUUCCUGGCGCAAUGAUGCUGGUAGGUUGGGUACCAGUUAAAGUGUAUGGCUGGGGGUUACUGAAAGGUUGUUCCCACCCUUUAUUAGUGCAGGUCCAAACUGGAGGUGCUGUCAGAACUCCAGCCUCCCCCGCAAUCUCAGGCAUCACUGGCAGCUUUUAUUCUUCUGCCUCUAGUCAGAUGAUUGUGACCAUCUCACUUGGACCUUGAUUGUUAUUCAGGCAUUGAUGGCCUCCAGACUGGAUUUCUGCCGUGCACUCUACACUGGCAGUCCCUUGGAGAUCAUCUGGGUUGUAGCACUGGUGCGAAACCUGGUAAUGAGCUGUGUCCGGCCCAGUGAAAACGUUACACCUAUUCUUCCAGAGGCUAUAGUAGAUUCCCAUGAGCUUCCAGGUGUGAUUCACGGUGUCACUACUAAUCUAUAAAUCACAGGGUUGUUUUGGUCCUCACUACCGGUGCAACCACCUCCUUGGGUGCCACCUUGAUAAUUGAUGUCACUCUCAGUCUUAGGUUAUUCAUGGUUUUAAAAUCUAUUGGGGCAGCCUCAGGGAAGGCUCUCAACGCACGCAUUCACUUCUGCUUCCAUCCAGCCAACAGAGCCCAAGGUUCGUAACCUGGUGGGCGUGAUGUAAGGACCACCUACUCUCUCAGACCUUCCCUGAUUGGGGUGACUGAUAGGCUCUGUACAGUAGUUCACCUAUUUUUUAGGGCAUAAGAGUCUUUUCUUUGGUUGACAUAGUUAUUGUGUUAUGGUGUUUUUUCUACAUAACGUGCAGGUGCCUAGAGACAUUUGUGAUGGGCACAUUUUUAUAAAAUUAACAAUAAACCAUGACGGGAGGACGGAAGAAGGCCUACAGGUGAUGGGGAAAGGGUUGGGUGGACUUUUGGUUCUUUCUUGUUCCCCCAUUUUGUGGCAUCACUUCGCAGCUGAGCCAGUUCUUCAAAGCCCAGAGGAAGUGCUAAUAGGUUUAUUUAUUGGUCUGUGGGGGAAGGGACCCUGGGGAAGAAAAGGUCACUUAAAAACGCAGAGAGAGCAAGAGAGACGGUGAGACGGCCCUUAGCGAUCUGCGCUCAUUAGGUGAAAUAGUUACCGGUUUACUACAGAAAUAAAAACCAAACUCGUAUUGAUGUGGGAGGGGCGACAGCGUCUUUUUAUUUUUGUGCCCCACCCGUGCAGCUCUCAGCCAAUCAGAUGCAAGGAAACAUUCCAAAGGGAUACUUUUCGCAAAGGGGGACUUUCGCGCCAAAGCAAACUUGAAAACACGCAGCUUUCCAUGUCAGUAUUUGAGCUGAGCUGUGUUGAUGGGAACGGUUUCUCACCUGCAGCCCUUCCUCUGCCUCUUCCUGAGCCUCCGGCAAAGUCCGAGCUAGAGCUAGUCCAACUAUGGGAUGAAUGAUCGUCGUCCAGAGCCCCAUUCCUUCUAAUAUACACUAUUUGUUAUUCGGCCAUAGCUCGGGUGAUACCGGUGGUUCACAACUGUUUGAAACUGCUGCUGUUUCUGCUCCACUGAUUGCAUGAUGGAACCAUUCACAACAGGAGGAAAAAAAUUAACCAACUUUCUGGUAUGAACUUUUGCACCAACCUGUGCUAAAAUUGUGACUAGGAUCCUGUGUCGCUAGCCCCUGGCCAAACACUCCCAAAUUACAAGUGUGACAACCCUCAGGCAGCAGAGUGAACAGAAUUUGGCUCAUUUGGGCACAAAACUAUUCAGGACUCAAGGGGCAAGGGGCGUUUUACUAGUCCACCCACUCCUGUCAGAAGUCUGCCUCAGUGACAGCCCAGGCUGUGGCCAUGGUUACAACUGUGAUGUCUCAGCUUUGGCAUGGUGGCUCUUGCUGGACAGUGGAAGAAACAGAAGGGGGACGUGUGCAACCCCACCAGGAAAGAGUAAACUCGUCACCUGUGGAGGUGUUAAGGUGAGGCCAGCCCUGGGGUCCUCCAUGUCUGUGACGUGGAGCUGCCCUCUGAACUCCUGCUCCCUGGUGGCCUUCCACCCCCCUCCAGGCUGGGGUUUGGCUCCACAACUUCCAAAAUUCUCAGUGAAACUGAUUCAGUUUUGACCAUCACACUGGUCCCCGUGUGGCCUCAGGAAAACUGCUGCACCUCCGUGGGACUCUGAUUCUUCUUUGGUACAACAGGGAUAUUCCUACUUCCAGCCCAGGCUGAAUUCAUGACAUGCUGGGAGAUCCGGGCUAGCAAAGGGGCAGGGGUAGCUAACAUCCCAGAAGUCCUGGUACCCAUUCCUGCAUUGGCAGCCAUGUGACCAAUGUACGCAGCUAAUGUCAUGUGGAGAUGUAAAGCCACAAAAGGAAUGUAUUUAUGCAUCAAACUAAAGUUUUGCCUGCGAUGAAAGUCCCUCUUUAAAGUGCUGGACAAUCUUGACAGAAAUAAUCAUGUUAAGAAUAUUUGUAUUUUUUUUCAUAUUCUCUCUCCUUCUUUUUGUAAUCAAAGACACUUCCAAACCUGGCAGAGGAAGGGAAGAGGAGCUGAACGGGUUUCAUGCUGCUGGCUAACAGCAAUGGUGGCACUGACUGGCUGAUAAUAAGCAGGGUGGUGGCGUGGAGGGGCAAUAGUUGCCAUUCAACUGAUGAGGAGGCAGCAUGUCUAAUGGUUAGUGCAGAGAGGACAUGAAGCCAGGAUUCCUGGGUUCUAUCGCUGACUUUGCCACUGACUCACUGUGUGACUUUGGGCAAAUCACUGAACCUCGCCGUGCCUCAGUUUCCACACUUGUAAAAAGGGGCUAAUAAUACUUCCCUCCCUCGCUGGAGGGUAGGUUGUGAGGCUUAAUCUACAAGAACCAGUUUCGGAUCCCCAAAGUCACAUAGCGUCGUCCCCCAGUGCCACAAGAAACCCCAUUGACUUCAGUGGCAUUUUUUGUGGAGCAAGGUGCUUACUUAACACGAGUAACAGGAGACAAAUCCGGCCUCUGAGUAAAGCACUUUGAGAUCCUUCAAUGAAAGGUGCUAGAGACAUGCAAAGUACUAUUUUCAUUAUUGACCAAGCGGCCUCUCUGCCCGUGUUCCCACUGGCUUAGCAGCCGGGGCUAACCCGUUCCCCUUCCUUUCCCCAGGAGAGGUUUCUUUUGUAUGGCUGGAUUUCCAGGAGUUGCGUGUUCCUUUUUAACUCUAGAGCUCUUUGCUGUAUCUUGUUCGGGUAGCUCUUCUUCAUGUGCUGAUAACCAUCGAACUGGUGUGUAAAAUACAAGAAAACGAAAAAACAUAAUGACUAAACUGUAGACUUCUUUGCUAGCAGCAACGGCAGCAGCUGGGCUAGACACCGCUGCUGCCUCAUUUCUAUUGUGUUUGGGCUGAAGAGAUGUUAAACUCAUGGCGUUGCCGUAAUUUUAUAAUAGAAACAGAGAAAACACACCAAAAAAAUUAUAACGGGAGACAAAUAACCCAACUACUUACUACUAAGCCAGCGUGAUUUCAUCAUCUCGAAUGUUUACGAGGUAGGAUCGUUUUCUUUGAAGAACCAUAUUUUUGGAGACCUGGCCCCUCGUUUUGUGGAGGCGGCCUCUCUUCUGAAUAAUAAAGGACAGCAAAUAACUCGG